UCCCUGAGCGAUCAAGAACCGAUUGCUCUGGUCUCGAGUCACAUGUUUUGACAAGUAAACAUGGCGGACGAGGAUCCAAACAGCAAAGUUGAAUGCGAAGACGUUCCUGCGAAAGAAGAACAACCAGAGGCUACGGAGCCUGGGCAAAAUUAUGUCGCCAACGAUACCGACGAGGUCCAGAAGGACAAGCGGGCAGACAGCUCCUGGUCGGCGCCGAUUCUGUCGUUUGCUCGUAAGGCGACGGAGACGCUGAGCAGUGGAGUGAAUCACUACAGCGCGGGGUUAAAGGGACCGGACUCAUCACAACACACCUCCGACAGCUCAGAUCCCCUGAAGACAGCAGCUGUGAAGGAUCCCAUGGUGGUGGAGAGGUCAAACCUCCUCAGCAUGAUGAAGCUCAGCAUUAAGGUUCUGAUCCAGUCCUCCCUCAGUCUCGGCCGCUCGCUGGACUCUGAAUAUCCGCCUCUGCAGCAGUUCUUUGUGGUUCUGGAGCACUGCAUUAAACACGGGUUAAAAGUAAAGAAGACUUUCAUUGGUCAGAAUAAGUCUAUCUGGGCUCCUCUGGAAUUGAUAGAGAAACUGUGCCCAGAGUCAGCUGACAUUGCCACCAGUGUGCGGGAUAUGCCUGGAAUCAAGACAGGCCUCGGCCGAGCUCGAGCAUGGCUUCAUCUGGCUCUAAUGCAGAAAAAAAUCGCAGACUACAUGAAAGUGCUUAUAAAUAGAAGAGACCUUCUUGGGGAGUUUUAUGACCCCGGGGCUCUCAUAAUGGAGGAGGAGGGGGCUGUGAUCGUAGGGAUGCUGGUGGGUCUGAAUGUGAUCGAUGCCAAUCUGUGUGUGAAAGGAGAGGAUCUGGAUUCCCAGGUGGGCGUCAUUGACUUUUCAAUGUAUCUAAAGGAUCCCCAAGCAACUGAGAACACACAGGAUGAUUCAAAAAUGACAGCCAUUCUUGACCAGAAGCACUAUAUUGAAGAACUGAACCGGCAUCUGAGCUGCACAGUGACGGAUCUUCAGGCCAAGAUGGACUCACUGGAGAAGACCAACAGCAAACUCAUUGAGGAGCUUACAGCAGCCACAGACAGAAUCAACGUUCUGCGCGAAGAGCAGGAACAACUUAAACAAGAAAAUGCAAAUAUUCUCCAAUCUAGUCAGAGGAAAGAGGAGGUGACUCUACAAGACAGCCAGGCUGAGCUAGAAACAUAUCGACAGACACGGCAGGGUUUGGAUGAAAUGUACAAUGUAGUCUGGAAGCAAUACAAGGAGGAGAAACGAAUCCGGCAGGAGCUGCAAAAGGAGCUGGAGCUGCAGAUCGGUCUGAAGCAGGAAAUGGAAGUUGCAAUGAAACUCCUGGAAAAGGACACACGUGAGAAACAAGAUACGCUGGUCGCGCUUCGACAACAACUAGACCAUGUCAAGAAUCUCAACUUACAGAUGUUCAACAAAGCACAGGAGUCUGGCCGAGUGGCCCAGAAAAAAGUGGAGGACAUGCAGGAGCUGGAAGAGAAGAUGAUUCAGAUGGAAGCAGCCAUGAAGGAACUAGAGCAGAGGCUUCAAAAUUCAGAAAAUGUGCGCAAGGACACGGAUGAAAGCCAGAAUGAGCUGAGAUCGGAGAUGAAAGGAAAAGUGAACGCUCUGCAGAAGCGUCUCGCUGACCUCGACACACUCCGGGCAGGCCUGGAGUCAGCGCUCAGCACAGAGAAGGAGCAGCGGCAGAUCCUACAGCGGGAGCUACAGAGAGAACAGGACAACAGCACAGAGCUGCGCACACAACUGCAGCAGCUGCAGGGCCUGCAGACGGAGCUUCUUGAUCUUCGACAGGAGAAGAAACAGCUCCAGCAGCUGUGUGAGGAGCAGGAACAGGCUCUACAGGAGAUGGGCCUUCAUCUCAGCCAAUCCAAACUCAAGAUGGAAGACUUCAAAGAGGUCAACAAAGCCUUGAAGAAUCAUGCCUGGCUAAAAGACGAUGAAGCUACACAGUGCAAGCAGUGCCAAAAAGAAUUCUCAAUCUCUCGGAGAAAGCACCAUUGCAGGAACUGUGGAGACAUCUACUGCAACAGCUGCUCCAGCAAUGAGCUGGCUCUGCCCUCGUUCCCCAGACCUGUCCGCGUGUGUGACGUCUGCCAUUCCCUCCUGCUCCAGAGAAGCUCUAUCGGCUCCUGACAGCAUUCAGCAUCUCUGCUGAUGGUGUGUGUGAGAAACUACAGGCUAACUGUAUUAAUCAAACUCUCAAUCUGUUUUUAACACUUAUGCAUUAAUUACCACUGGCUUCAGUUUGACUAAAAUCUUUGAUUGUUGCAAAACCAUAUGCAAAGUUUUUUUUUUUUUGGACAGGAAGAUGCAAGGAUAAUUAGAAACUAACAUUAAUUUGAUUGUAUUUAUAAUGAUAGUCUCCAUUUUAGGGAGAGCACUAACAUAUAUAAACCUUUCACGUGUUCACCAAGAGUGAAUGCAGAGGAUUCAGAUUUCGAUUCUCUUCAUGCUUUUUAGUAUCCUCUUUUCAAUAUAGGACAGAAUUAAUUUUGUACUGAUUUUGUAAAUUUUGGUGUGUUCAAUUUAAUUUUUUUAAGGAGACACGGAAUUACUGAAUUGUAAUCUUUAUCACUAAUUAUCAUUAUUUUUUCACUAUGUAUGUGCUAUAAAUAUUUAACCUGUGCAUGUCAUACAAAAAAAAUAUACCACUAUCAAAGGUCAAAAGUUGGGACCAGUUCCUGUAUGAAGUGAGUAGAUAUGCGAAUUUUUCAACAAUGUGUAAAUCAUUCAUAAAACCAUUCUUACAUAAAUAGAAUUGAAUAACGGUGGUUUUAUGAACACAUUUGUUCUGCUAAUAUCAUGAAUGAGGCCCAAAGUCUGUAAAUGAUUUUUCAUUGUCCAAAGGUAAGAUCACAUUUAUAGUAUGCAAGACUAAAGAGCAGAUGCAUUGUAUUUUCUCCAACUUUUUUUGCUCAUGCCAAGAAAAUAAUUUUUUAUAAAAUUUUCAAGGCUCUCUGAAUACAAAAUGUCUAUUUUAGAUUGUACGACAGUUUCCUGUGUUGAACCCUCUUUUGUCUCCUGUUCUGUUCAUAAAGAUGUAAUGAAGUUUCUGAAGAUUUUAUAGAAUUGUGUACGGUUUAAUAAACACUGCCUCAAAGUAUUAA
This is a messenger RNA of Cyprinus carpio (common carp), 3131 nucleotides long. RefSeq names its product RUN and FYVE domain-containing protein 1. Gene Ontology annotation, biological process: protein transport; regulation of endocytosis. The record is from RefSeq and is a predicted model, not a curated record. NCBI's taxonomy places the organism in Eukaryota, Metazoa, Chordata, Actinopteri, Cypriniformes, Cyprinidae. Gene Ontology annotation, cellular component: cytoplasm. Gene Ontology annotation, molecular function: metal ion binding.